Messenger RNA from Cyclopterus lumpus (lumpfish), 1227 nucleotides. It is a transcript of the gene dnajc17, whose product is annotated as DnaJ (Hsp40) homolog, subfamily C, member 17. The record is from RefSeq and is a predicted model, not a curated record. Gene Ontology annotation, cellular component: spliceosomal complex. Lineage: Eukaryota; Metazoa; Chordata; Actinopteri; Perciformes; Cyclopteridae. Gene Ontology annotation, molecular function: RNA binding. Gene Ontology annotation, biological process: spliceosomal complex disassembly. The transcript is spliced from 11 exons. The coding region runs from base 132 to 1073 and encodes 313 amino acids.
GUCGAAGGCGUGAAACGCAUGCUGCCUGUACCGGGAAAAACAACAACAAACCGCAGAAUUAGCCAAACGUUGACAUUGCGUUCACAUUUCUUAUUUUUCUGUGUUGGUAUCGUCACUCGUUGUCGGCAGACAUGUCUGGAAAGGCCAAAGAUAUCCUGAAGAUGGAUCUGUAUGGUCUACUCGACGUUGAAAACACUGCUACAUCGAAAGAGAUCAAGAAAGCGUAUCGACAGAAAGCCUUGACAUGCCAUCCAGACAAGAACCCAGACAACCCAAAAGCAGUGGAGCUCUUCUACCAGUUGUCCCAGGCUCUCGAGGUGUUAACUGAUGCUGCUGCCAAGGCUGCCUAUGACAAGAUCUGCGCUGCCAAGAAACAAGCAGAAGAAAGAACCAGGAAGUUAGAUGAUAAGAGAAAGAAAGUUAAGCUUGACUUGGAGUCCAGAGAGCAACAAGCGGAAGCUCAUUAUCAGGAGGAAGUGCAAAUCACUAGAACACUUGAAGAAGAGAUAACCCGUUUGAGAGAGGAGGGAUCCCGGCAGCUUGAGGAGGAACAGAGGCUCAUCAGAGAGCAGAUCCAGAGAGAGAGAGAAGCACAGCAGCAGCAAACAGGAGACGGACAUUCAGGAGUGGAGAGAUGUUUCAAGAGCAUUGUGACCCCAAAAUUGAAGUUAAAGUGGAAGUGUAAAAAAGAUGACGAGACGAAUGGAGGCUACUCUCAAGACAUUCUUUUCACACUUCUACAAAAGUAUGGAGAUGUUUCGAAUGUGAUUGUAUCGAGUAAGAAGAGAGGAAGCGCUGUGGUUGAAUUUGCAACUGUGAGAGCAGCUGAGCUGGCAGCUAAAAAUGAAAUUGGCCUGAGUAAAAACCCCUUAAAGAUUUCGUGGCUUGAAGGACAGUCCGAGGUCAUUGCUCCAGCAUCUCAACCCGGCCAGUUCUUAUCUUCACAGGGCGCCAUGGCAAAUGAGCGUGACUAUGAGAGUGUGGUGAUGAUGAGGAUGAGGCAGGCCGCUGAACGUCAAAAGCUCAUAGAACAGAUGCAGCGAGAUGACGACGACGAGGCUGCUGCGUCCUAGCACAGCACCCACCUCGGUGCCAGCCUGCACCUAUUAAAUAAAUACCCGUUUCAGGCUUUAGUUUCAUAAAGACUGUUAUGUGGUAUAUUGAUUUUUUUUAAAUAUGCAAUACACUGUGUGGUCAAAUAAAUCUUUUUAUUAACUAACAAAAGGA